Acinonyx jubatus (cheetah) is the source of this 6232-nucleotide messenger RNA. It is a transcript of the gene EPHB1, whose product is annotated as EPH receptor B1. Bases 1991 to 4879 code for a protein of 962 amino acids. The record is from RefSeq and is a predicted model, not a curated record. Lineage: Eukaryota; Metazoa; Chordata; Mammalia; Carnivora; Felidae. Gene Ontology annotation, biological process: protein phosphorylation; axon guidance; cell surface receptor protein tyrosine kinase signaling pathway. Gene Ontology annotation, cellular component: plasma membrane; neuron projection. Gene Ontology annotation, molecular function: protein binding; ATP binding; transmembrane-ephrin receptor activity. The transcript is spliced from 16 exons.
GGGAGGGGCUUUCAUGCUCACAACAAGGCCCAAAGAAAGGAAAUCCCAAGGAGCCAGCCUUCUGACAGUUGGACCAAUCUGACAAGAAAACGGCCAGCUUGGAAAGGUAGUGAGUGACUCGUCUUGGGUGGUAUGUAAACUGACACUGAAUGGUCAACUGGUGAGGGUGCUGUAUCAGAGGCUUGAGCUUAGGAUGGAGGAACAUACCAAACUUCUGGAGCUUUUAAACCCAGAGAGGUUCUGAAUUGAGAGUGAUGCCCAGAUUUGGGACCCAAUCCCCAAUGUAUCUGGACAGGAAAUUGUGAAUGGGCAGAGGAAAUCUGGGCAAGUCAUUGUGUCUGAGCUGGAAAACAUGGAACAGAGCUCCAGAUCCUGAAGCCACUGGACUUGAUCUUUUCUCAGUUCAGAAGGAAAAGAACUGCAGGUGUCGUUUUUCCCGAAGCCUGUUCUUUAGGCCAGAAAACAGAGAGAGAGAGAGAGAGAGAGAGAGAGAGAGAGAGAGAGAUGAGAGGCACAACCCUCUCAAGGAAACCUCUCCCCCAACCUAGAAGGGAAAUGCAAGGCCAAGUUGAUGAAUGAACCUCGCCUUGAGCUUCCAGCAUUGAAGAGGAGGUGACUUCCAGGCAAGAGCCUCAGUCCAGAAAAGCCUAGAGUGAUCAUCCACCUUAUCCACUGUCUACCUGGGGGACUGGGCAGAGAGAGAGAGAUCCAGGCUCAUAGCGCAUGCUGAUGGUAGAGCCAGGCCUAGACCCCAGGUCUCCUCUGUAAUUGAGAGUGCUCUCCUAAGCCUGGGACAUCCAGGUUGUGAUGCUGAAUUUAUCCAGUUCCAAAGCCCUGGUAGCUGUGGGAGUGUGACAGCUUCUGCCCUGGGAGGUUUCAGGCAUCAGACUUCCCCCUGCCCUCCCUUCCUACUGCAGAGGGCAGAUCAGGUGCUCGUAACCAGAGCUGGAGCUGGACCCUGCGGCCACCAGUCUAACUUGCCUCCAGUUGUGAAAACCCAGCAGGACGCUUUGCAGGCCAACAAGGGAACUUUGCCUGGAGCUUCAAAUCCCUCUGGAGACGUUUCUGCACAAAGGCAUGCACUGCAGGAGUUUUUCAAGGCUUAGGGAGAACAUUUGUGGCAUUGAAACCAUUUGGGAUCUCAGGAGAUGCUGGAUGUCAGGAGCCAGUCAAUGCUAUUGAUUGGGAAACAAAUAGAAGUCUUCCCAGGGCCCUCUCCAGACACCUUGGCGGUGAGAGAGAGGUCUUAGGGGCAUUAGUGACAAGCAGGGCUGGACAGGUUCUCCCUGAUAAGGAGAAAUAGAGUGAUAAGAGAUCCAUUCCUGGGGGCAGGAGACAUUCGUGGAGUUCAAGGGGGUGGUGCUGGAGAGGCCUUGGGCAUCACCCCAUUGACACCCCCCCUCCCCCGCCAACCACACAGCUCAGAGAGGCCAGAACUGUGAUCUCACAGCUAAGAUUGAGCCAUUCCCUGGCACGCCCCUCCUGGGGUCAGCUCUUGGUGGUCCAUUGCUUCCAUCACUGCUUGCCUCCCUUUGACCCUCUAUGUGUUAACAGUGGUCAUGUGAUGCAACAGGACAGUGUUAGACCUAGACGGACAGCACCUUGCAAGUAGUUCAGAAUCAGUCCUUCCGGACAGGGUAAAAUGAUGAAAGCAGACAGCGAUUGAGCCCUGCACUGAGUGGUGGCUCUGUACCAAGGUGAGGGUGGGGCAGACUUGGUGGCUGGAGUCUUAAGGGAAGCCUUCUGAAGGAAGAAUGAUCAGGCCUCUGUGCCUUGCCACCACAGCCUUUGAACCCAGGCCCAGUUCACACAGCUGGGCCCGUGGGUCAGCUCUCCAAUGGCUGUGCAUUGCCACUGCUGGGUGAUCUGCAAGGUACCUGUGGAGGAAAGUGAUGUCACUUGGUCCUGCUGUCAUGGAGCUCACAGGACACUGGCCAGGAAACUGCAGAGAUGACAUGGAACACAGACCCUACAAAGCUGAAAAACCUUAAUGGACACCAGAACGGCUACCGCAGAGCUGGGCUGGACAGCCAAUCCUGCGUCAGGGUGGGAAGAAGUCAGUGGCUACGAUGAAAACCUGAACACCAUCCGCACCUACCAGGUGUGCAACGUCUUUGAGCCCAACCAGAACAACUGGCUGCUCACCACCUUCAUCAACCGGCGGGGGGCUCAUCGCAUCUACACAGAGAUGCGCUUCACUGUGAGAGACUGCAGCAGCCUCCCCAACGUCCCAGGUUCCUGCAAGGAGACCUUCAACUUGUACUACUAUGAGACGGACUCAGUUAUUGCCACCAAGAAGUCAGCCUUCUGGUCUGAGGCCCCCUACCUCAAAGUAGACACCAUUGCUGCAGAUGAGAGCUUCUCCCAGGUGGACUUUGGGGGAAGGUUGAUGAAGGUCAACACAGAAGUCAGGAGCUUUGGCCCUCUUACUCGGAAUGGUUUUUACCUCGCUUUCCAGGAUUAUGGAGCCUGUAUGUCUCUCCUUUCUGUUCGCGUCUUCUUCAAGAAGUGUCCCAGCAUUGUGCAAAAUUUUGCCGUGUUUCCAGAGACCAUGACUGGGGCAGAGAGCACGUCUCUGGUGAUUGCUCGGGGGACAUGCAUCCCCAAUGCAGAGGAAGUGGAUGUGCCCAUCAAACUCUACUGCAAUGGGGAUGGAGAGUGGAUGGUGCCCAUUGGGCGCUGCACCUGCAAGCCUGGCUAUGAGCCGGAGAACAGUGUGGCCUGCAAGGCCUGCCCUGCCGGGAUGUUCAAGGCCAGCCAGGAAGCUGAGGGGUGCUCCCACUGCCCCUCCAACAGCCGAUCCCCUUCAGAGGCAUCUCCCAUCUGUACCUGCCGGACCGGCUAUUACCGAGCGGAUUUUGACCCCCCAGAAGUGGCAUGUACUAGUGUCCCGUCAGGUCCCCGCAAUGUCAUCUCCAUUGUCAAUGAGACAUCUAUCAUUCUGGAGUGGCAUCCGCCAAGGGAGACAGGAGGGCGGGAUGAUGUGACCUACAACAUCAUCUGUAGAAAGUGCCGGGCAGACCGUCGGAGCUGCUCCCGCUGCGACGACAACGUGGAGUUUGUACCCAGGCAGCUGGGCCUGACCGAGUGCCGUGUCUCCAUCAGCAGCCUGUGGGCCCACACCCCCUAUACCUUCGACAUCCAGGCCGUCAAUGGAGUCUCCAGCAAGAGCCCCUUCCCCCCACAGCAUGUCUCCGUCAACAUCACCACGAACCAAGCCGCCCCUUCCACUGUUCCCAUCAUGCACCAGGUCAGUGCCACCAUGAGGAGCAUCACCUUGUCAUGGCCACAGCCGGAGCAGCCCAAUGGCAUCAUCCUGGACUAUGAGAUCCGGUACUAUGAGAAGGAGCACAAUGAGUUCAACUCCUCCAUGGCCAGGAGCCAGACCAACACGGCGCGGAUUGACGGCCUACGGCCAGGCAUGGUGUAUGUGGUGCAAGUGCGUGCCCGCACGGUGGCGGGCUAUGGCAAGUUCAGUGGCAAGAUGUGCUUCCAGACGCUGACAGACGAUGACUACAAGUCUGAGCUGAGGGAGCAGCUGCCACUGAUUGCUGGCUCGGCAGCAGCCGGGGUCGUGUUCGUGGUGUCAUUGGUGGCCAUCUCCAUCGUCUGUAGCAGGAAACGGGCUUACAGCAAAGAGGCCGUGUACAGCGAUAAGCUGCAGCAUUACAGCACCGGCCGAGGCUCCCCAGGGAUGAAGAUCUACAUUGACCCCUUCACUUACGAGGACCCCAAUGAAGCUGUCCGGGAGUUUGCCAAGGAGAUUGAUGUAUCUUUUGUGAAAAUCGAAGAGGUCAUCGGAGCAGGGGAGUUUGGAGAGGUAUACAAGGGGCGUCUGAAACUUCCGGGCAAGAGGGAAAUCUAUGUGGCCAUCAAGACGUUGAAGGCCGGGUACUCGGAGAAGCAGCGUCGGGACUUCCUGAGCGAAGCAAGCAUCAUGGGCCAGUUUGACCAUCCCAACAUCAUCCGCCUGGAAGGCGUGGUCACCAAGAGUCGGCCUGUCAUGAUCAUCACAGAGUUCAUGGAGAACGGCGCUUUGGAUUCUUUCCUCAGGCAAAAUGAUGGGCAGUUCACGGUGAUCCAGCUGGUAGGGAUGCUCAGGGGCAUCGCUGCGGGCAUGAAGUACCUGGCUGAGAUGAACUACGUGCAUCGAGACCUGGCUGCUAGGAACAUCCUGGUCAACAGUAACCUGGUAUGCAAGGUGUCUGACUUUGGCCUUUCCCGCUACCUCCAGGAUGACACCUCAGACCCCACCUACACCAGCUCCUUGGGAGGGAAGAUCCCCGUGAGAUGGACAGCUCCAGAGGCCAUUGCCUACCGCAAGUUCACUUCUGCCAGCGAUGUCUGGAGCUACGGGAUCGUCAUGUGGGAAGUCAUGUCAUUUGGAGAGAGACCCUACUGGGAUAUGUCCAACCAAGAUGUCAUCAAUGCCAUUGAGCAGGACUACCGGCUGCCCCCACCCAUGGACUGUCCAGCUGCUCUACACCAGCUCAUGCUGGACUGUUGGCAGAAGGACCGUAACAGCCGGCCCCGCUUUGCGGAGAUUGUCAACACCCUGGACAAGAUGAUCCGGAACCCGGCAAGUCUCAAGACUGUGGCAACCAUCACCGCCGUGCCUUCCCAGCCCCUGCUAGACCGUUCCAUUCCAGACUUCACGGCCUUUACCACCGUGGAUGACUGGCUCAGUGCCAUCAAAAUGGUCCAGUACAGGGACAGCUUCCUCACCGCCGGCUUCACCUCCCUCCAGCUGGUCACCCAGAUGACAUCAGAAGACCUCCUGAGAAUAGGGGUCACCUUGGCAGGUCAUCAGAAGAAGAUCCUGAACAGCAUUCAUUCUAUGAGGGUCCAGAUGAGUCAGUCACCAACGGCAAUGGCAUGAGAACUCUCAUUUUCUGGGGGGAGGAGAGGAAGGAAAAGGACCAUGCUCAAGAGGGAACCAGAGGUUGACCACUGUGGAAUGUUCUGGAAAGAGUGGCUUCUCAGCUAAGAAAUGCAUUACAUCAGUGAAGAAGAGACUGGACCUGUUCUUAAUAGGCAAUCUUCAUUUCUUAGUGACAGAAGCAUGUAUAAGAUGCCGUGGGAAACCAAAACAUAAUAAUAAAAAUAUGAAAGGGUGAUGUUCGACAGAAGUGAACACAAAACAGUAUGCAUCGGGGCAACCAAGAGUAAACUCCGCUCCCACUCGGGGCUGGAGUCACCGAUCCACAGGAAGAAAGGGAAGGAGGUAGAGGGAAGAAACAGAGGCAGUUUUCCAUUUUCUUCCUCACCAAUGACAUUCUUUUCUUUUCUCCUUUUGUACUCCUCCCCACGAGCCCUCUCCCUUCUCCCACAUCCAUUUCCCUUUGCUCAUGACUCGUGUAGGGAAGUUUCUUCAAACAAACCCCAGCUCCUGAGUCUCCAGAUGUCGUUCUGUCAGUUGCCAAAGGACUUUGCUGACCACUGCAUGGGGGAUCCAACCAAUUCAAUUAAUGUCUUCAUAUUGAAGAAGAGAUGUACCUUCAAUUGAAAACCUUGUUUUUCUUUUGUUUGCAUUUUCUGCAAAAAGGAAAAAGAAACCACAAAUUGGAAAAAAAAAAAAAAAAAGAAAAACCUGUUUCCGUGUGCAGGAGCACACAUAUGUAUGUCUGUGUUAUAAAAAUGACUGUGCUUGUUCGUAACAGAUGCAAACAAGAAAGAAGAACCGGGAGAUCUUUGCCCCUGGAAAAUCCAAAGGGGCUGGAGCGUGUUGUUGGUUUGGUGUUCUGGUUGGCCCAGUUGGCCUAUUGGCCCAAUGGGGAGAGAGAGCAGGGAGAAAAAUAAAAUUAAAGGGGAAAAAACUCUCAGGAGCUUGCAAAUUCAGACAGGAAACAGGUGAGUGGUUUGAAUUGGAUGCAGUGUGGGCCAUUCUAGAAUGAUACUGACUGAUUAUUCUUGGUAACAUCUGAAGAGAAGGAGAAGGAAAGUGUUUCUGGAGAAUGUUCUUCCACAUCCCUAGAAUCUGUAAUUCAAGAGAUGGCAAGGGAGAAUUCUUCUUACCUUAUUUGUGGACUGGCUUAAGCCGUGUGGCAUCCGAGGAAUGUUUCAAAUGUGUCUGUGUUUCUCCGCAUUCCUUCUUGUACCUCAUUGUUCAAUUCACUUUUGUAAAUUCCACCUAACAUUUAAAUAUUUUUAAUUUCUCCUUUUAUCUUAAUCUCCUUGCUAAUUUUAUCUGUCUAAUUAAAAUGAGCAGAAGCAUGUCUGGGUUUACAUAGAA